AUGAGUCCUCCCCCUUCCUCCGGCUACCCGUCCUACAAUCCUGCCGCUUCCGGUAUUAGCGAUCCGUCCGCACCGUACCCACCACCUCAGGAUGCCUACGCUGGUGCCAAUGAAUUCGCUGGUGGUCCCGAUCGUCGCUACCAGAUGCCUACGAGCGGUGGUCCACCGAGAGGUGGCAUGAGCGCCCGCGGCGGUCCCCCUGGGGCCCAUCCGCUACCGCCUCCUCCUGGUCAGAACAUGAAUACUCCUCCCCCGUACGGAUACACUCCCGCCUCAUUUGAGAGUGCGCCUUAUGGUGCUCCCUCUUCUUACGACCAGUCUUCGGCGCCGCCUGCUUCUUAUGGUCAGCCACCACAGCAAGCUCCGGGAUACUCGCAAGACUACAAUCCCGCUGGUCCUCCGCCUCGCCCACCACCGGCCGCCUUUGACGGUCAAGGCUACGGCAGGCAACCUCCCUUCGGCCAGGGCUUCCGGUCAGAUGGACCCCCGCAAGGUUCCUACGGCCGUCAACCCCUCGACGAAGACACUGGUUUCCGCGGCGGACGUGGCGGAAGGGGCGGGCGCGGGGUUCGUGGUGGCGGGCGCGGUGGACGCGGCGGAGGCGGCGGCGGCGGUGGUGGUGGUCGCUUCGAUGAUGACGAAAAGCCUUGCCGAACCAUCUUCGUUCGAAGCAUCAACUUCGAGACCGACGCCGAGUUCGUUAAGCAGCAAUUUGAGCAGUUCGGCCAGAUCAAGACCUUCUUCGACAUGGUCAACAAGCGUGGCAUCGCUUUCAUCACGUACUACGACCUUCGCUCGGCAAGAGACGCCAUGCUAGCAAUGAAGGGCGCUCUCUUUGGCGGUCGUCCCAUCAACAUCCAUUAUUCGCUGCCACGUGAGGAGGACAAAGCACAGCGCUGCGAUCGUGACAAGAAUCAGGGCACCCUCUUCACUGUGCUCAAAGGUGCUCAGCAGGAUCUCGAUGAUGACGCCGUGCGACAAGUCUUUGCAGAGUUUGGCGAUCUCAAGAAGAUCCGCGACUACCCUGGGCAGAAGAACAGCCGCUUUGUAGAGUACUUUGACAGCCGUGCUUGUCAGCUUGCUCAUGACCAGCUCAACGGCCGUUCACACCUUGAUGGUCAGUGGGACCUUAAAUUUGCUUGGGACGUCGUCACAGAUGAAGACAUGGAGUGGGCCAAAGCUCCGCAGCAGGCCGGUGGACCUGGUUUCCAACCUGGUCCGCCUGCCGCUCAGUCCGUUCGGGGUGGCAGAGCCGGUGGGUCGGACCGAGGCUCCUCAUCCGCCGACUACGGCCCACCCGCUGGCGGUGAGACAGGUCUUGGAUACGGUCGUCCACCCAUUCCUUCCACUGGUGCACCUGUGGACAAUGGCUGGGGUAGACGUGCUGGCUCUGGCUCUGCUGCCGCUGGCGCCUCUGCUCCACCAUCGGCAGCAGCUGCAGGCGCGGACGCCGGCGAUGUCAACCGUCUCGAACAAGCACAGAAGGUGCAGCAGCUGCUUGCAUCCCUUGGUGCUGCUUCCAAGCCUCCGGCGACAGCUGCGACCUCUACACCUCCCCCUCCCUCCAUCGCUAGCCCGCCGGCACGCAGUCCGCCAGCCACUCACGCUUCCGCUGCAGGAUCCGCAGGACUUCCGCCCAACAUUGCUGCUCUGCUUCAGUCGGCGGCUGGUGCACCCAAACCCAUGCAGCCACCCAAACCGCAAUCGCCUCCCACUUCCAACGCCGCCGCAGCCGGCCAAGAAAGUGGUCAGCAAUCUGUUCAUCAGCUCUUGAGCAUGCUCAACCAGAAUCGACCCCCUCGUCCUUCGUAA
This is a messenger RNA of Pseudozyma hubeiensis SY62, 1812 nucleotides long. RefSeq lists its product as hypothetical. The transcript has a single exon. Gene Ontology annotation, molecular function: RNA binding. Bases 1 to 1812 code for a protein of 603 amino acids. The record is from RefSeq and is a predicted model, not a curated record. NCBI's taxonomy places the organism in Eukaryota, Fungi, Basidiomycota, Ustilaginomycetes, Ustilaginales, Ustilaginaceae.